AUAUAAAACACAUAGUAGAAUCUUAGAAAUUCUAGUUAUAUUUCCAUCUAAACCUCACGGCCUCCACCCUCUCAAGCCUCUUUGCAAUCACCAAAAAGUUGCUGCCCAUCUGCUUGCGCCGUCGCCGUCGCCGUCGCCCUUUCUGCCAUCGCCGUCGCCCUUGCUGCAGUCGUCUCCUCCCUCGCAGCAGUCGGCUUCCCCCUUGCCGGUCGUCAGAAAAUUUGAAUAUCAUUGAAGUUUGUAAUGUACAGUCUUGGAGUUGUAUUCAGUGUUUUAUCAUCGAGGCUUUUGGAAAUGGUUGACCAUAAUUGAGAUGCAUCCAUGCACUGAUGGGAGAUAUUCCAUAGAACCGUAAAUAAGAAUCGGACAACUUAUCAAAUGAAUGAUAGGAGGUUAUGGUGUUAUAUGGAUCAUCUGACGGAUCAGAAGCCCUCAGAGAGAAACUAGAUCUGGAAGGACGGAACACAAAUUUUGCUUUUGUUGAUCAUUGUCAAAAUUUAAGUCACCUGCACACAUAGUAGAGUGGUUGAAUGGCUAUGGAUAUCAAUAUUAGUGAAAGCUCUUCUCCAUCUCGUCCUAAAUGGAGAAAAGUGGCAUACGGAGGGAUGCAACCUGGGUUCGAUGACAACCAUACUGAUGAUUCUUUUCUUGAAGAUAUGGUUAUGAAUGCUAGUGUUGUUAAACGUGACCUGCUGAAGGUGAUGCAAGACUCGGUUUCCAUUUCGCAGUAUCUGUGCAUUGUUGCACUUGUUGGCUUGGUUUGGACCUAUACCCUGCAAUCCGUCCUUAGUGAAACUUCCCUCUUUCUUCUCGACGCGAGCCUUCUUGGAUCAGGUUUCAUUGUUUUGCUUUUAACAAAAGAGAUGCUUUCAGUCAAUAUUCUCUUCCACUAUAUUCUCAAUGUCUCUUUUUUUACGACUGGGUUAUAUAUGUUGGCGCCACUUUAUCAGACUCUCACAAGGUCCAUAAGCUCAGAUUCUAUCUGGGCAGUAGCUGCUUCACUUAUCAUCCUUCACCUCUUCCUGCAUGACUAUUCAGGAUCCACAAUACGAGCAUCGGGGGCUCUGAAAAACCCAAAUCUAAUCAGCUGCGUCUCUCUAAAUGCCUCCAUUGUUGCCUCGGUUUUCAUUGCAUCUCGGCUUCCAUCAAGGCUGCAUGUUUUCGCCAUAAUGUUGUUUUCCUUGCAAGUCUUUCUAUUUGCUCCCUUUGUCACAUACUGCAUUAAGAAAUACUCCCUUUGCCUGCAUCUUUUGUUUUCGAUCGGAUUGAUGGCUGCUACACUGGCUUCAGUUUAUAUGUUGCAUAGGUUACUCUUCGUACUAUUUUUAUGUUUGUUGGUGUUUGUGAGUGUAGUGUGCCCAUAUUGGCUCAUUAAAAUACAGGAAUACAAGUUUGAGAUUCAUGGUCCUUGGGAUGAGGCUAAACUCUGUUUUGAUAUAACAGAUUGAGAUUUUGUAUGCUAUUAGAAAAUCAAUAGAACGUCAUUUUUCCUUUUA
Molecule: messenger RNA, 1496 nt
Organism: Ricinus communis (castor bean)
Lineage: Eukaryota; Viridiplantae; Streptophyta; Magnoliopsida; Malpighiales; Euphorbiaceae
Product: phosphatidylinositol N-acetylglucosaminyltransferase subunit C
Exons: 3
Coding region: 531-1448 (305 amino acids)
Biological process (GO): GPI anchor biosynthetic process
Cellular component (GO): glycosylphosphatidylinositol-N-acetylglucosaminyltransferase (GPI-GnT) complex; membrane
Source: RefSeq, a predicted model, not a curated record